AUGGCUUCGAUCCUUGACUGUUUCUUCCUUGUGAUUUUCGCUGUUUUUGCACAAUUAUGCUACCCUUCGAAUGCGCGCGUGCUGCCCCUCGAGGUCGCCAACGGGCCUGCGGACAAUUCUUCCGAGCGAAGGGUCUCUGCUGAUCUUUUUGAAUCGCUCGAAGAAUUAGCCCGUAUUGUCGACAUCUCAUACUGUAUCGGGACCACCGGUGUUCAAAAACCGUUUCAGUGCCUCAGUCACUGCCGUGAGCUCAAGGGUUUCGAGCUGAUCACCGCGUGGCAUACAGGCCCAUUCUUGUCCGACUCCUGUGGGUAUAUCGCGCUUUCGCAUCCUCCCUCCCCGAAACGCAUCGUUGUAGCCUUCCGUGGCACCUACUCCGUCGCAAACACCAUCGUCGACCUCUCUGCCUAUCCGCAAGAAUACGUCCCAUAUCCCGUAGGCAACGACACAGAAACCGACACUAACCCGCCGAAAUGCGCCGACUGCUUCGUUCACGCUGGCUUCAUGAACGCCUGGCGAACAACCCGCUCUACCAUCCUUGAGACUAUCUCCGCGGCGAAAGAUCAAUACCGUGACUACGAGCUGACGUUAGUCGGUCACUCGCUCGGCGGUGCUGUGGCUGCUCUAGCAGGAACAGAGAUGAAGUUACGCGGGUGGAAUCCCGUUAUUACGACGUUCGGAGAACCAAGGGUCGGCAACAAGGCCUUUAAUGAGUAUCUCGAUACGAUCUUUGACCUUGAUUCAGGGAAUGCGAAGAACUGGAAGUUUCGCCGCGUAACGCACGUCAAUGACCCUGUUCCUCUAGUCCCGCUUCAAGAAUGGGGGUAUGAAAUGCACAGUGGGGAGAUCCAUAUUUCCCGUGUGGAACUGCCUUUCUCAGUUGACGAUGUUGUCUAUUGCAGGGGUGCUAACGAUGAGAGUUGUAUUGCCGGUGCUGGGGGUGACCCCCGUGACGCUGUUACUGCUGCUGCUCUUUCUUCUCCUGAUCGUGCGUCUGAGAUGAACUUCUUGGGUAACGCGAGAGCGCAGCAAGUUCUCUCGGGCUCGUCUGGGCCAGGAGGCGAGAAGACGAACGCGUCGCCUGAACUCGAAACAGAGACCCGCAACCCUUGGAAUCUACUCCCUCCUCGGUUCCGCCUCUGGGAGUUGUUCUACUCGCAUCGUGAUUACUUUUUGCGUCUUGGGCUCUGCGUUCCUGGUGGCGAUCCUACGGGGACAUGGUGA
This is a messenger RNA of Aspergillus calidoustus, 1224 nucleotides long. NCBI's taxonomy places the organism in Eukaryota, Fungi, Ascomycota, Eurotiomycetes, Eurotiales, Aspergillaceae. The record is from the annotation of a GenBank genome assembly.